UCAUUACCUCACUCCGAUAAAGGAGUCAUCAGUAGGCUACUAACUUAAUGUUGUAUCAGAGACGGCAGGUUACGAUAGACAAAUCCUUCCGUUGUUUUCUGUAUUAUUUCAUAAAUAUUUUUUUCAUGUAGGCAUAUUUUGGGUAGUCAUGCAUAGGCCUAUAAUAGACAACAAUUCAUUUGAUUUACUUUACUCAAAGUUGGUCAGGAGUGUGUUUAUCAGCGGCGUUUUAAGGGAGGCAAACCGCUUCUGUCAACCUUUUUUUUCAUGCAGACGCUGGAUAACCAUAACAACAACACAAGCUCAAAAUACAGACAGAGCGCCCGUGCAGAAAGACGUUUCUUUGCCCUGUUUGUAAAGUUGUGAGAGCCCUCGUUGUAAAGGCAUUUAGCGAACAAACUUAGUUGCACUAUGCGUUGCCACCAGUGCAGGAAAAAAUAGGAAACAGACAGUAGACAAUAUUAUAGUUACCUUAUUUAACUUUCAUACAGUCAGUUAAUGCACUUCAUACAGGGCUAUGGACCGCAAUAACACUAAUAGCACAGAGAUUUCCCCGACAUAAGGCGACAGCAAUACACAGUUAAUUCGCUGUGCGAAGUCUGGGGUUAAAUCUGGAGUAACAUGGCGGCCGCAGAUAUCGGAAACGCGACCGACUGUGAAGGUCUAGUUUGCGUCAAUGACGUUGCCUCGCAUCUCGAGGCCAUACGCAAAAGGCUAGGAGGAAAGGAAAGACAAAGAGAGGGACACACAGACGUCGUGAACAGGUCGUAAAAACGGACCGAUGGCCACCCUAGCUGCAGAGCUGCUCCACACACAUAGUACCAUACAGCAUACAGGAACACAGCUGCUCUCUUUGGGCAGCCACAGUCGUCAGAGCUGUCAAAGCUGUGCCCAUAUCCAGGACCCUGCUGGCAACUGUUGUGUGUUGCAGCCCUCUGUCUCCUUGGAGAGUGGAGAGUGUGUGUACACUGUGAGUUCUCCGGCAGGGAGCUAUGAGUGCUCAGAAUCUGGCCUGCGCUGGUCGUGUCCUGGUCCAGUCACCCUGCAGUACCGCAUCAGCAAGGAGGAGAUUUUCUGGGCCCAGUUGCAGAUGCUACAGUACCAACCCGUGGGUCCCCCUCUGGAAAUCAAGCUUCUGUCAGGAGAGCUGGAGGAGGUCCACCUUCCUCACUCCCUCUGCUUGGGUGGUUCAGACCCAGGUGUGCUGGGAGAUGCAGUCAGGGCCCUGCAUGGCGACGACAGUGGCGUUUCCCUGGAGACGUGUGAGCUGACUCGUUUCCAUGGAAAGCUCCUGGCACAGCACUUCUCCAUAUGGCAGCUGGUGGCUAGUUGGGGUGUCCCGGUGAAGAGCCACUGCGAGGUGCUGAUCUAUGAGCACUGCCCCCGGCCACUGGUCCUCCACACCUUCCUGCUGCCCUCACCCUCCUCAGCACGCCAGGCAGUACAGGACAGGUGGGGGGGCGGGGGCAUCGUCAAGCCAUCCCCCGACCACUCCCUCAGGGUUGCCUCUAAAUUCCGGCUCUGCAGCUCCGCAGCUUGCAACUCCACACCUUCCAGCUCCACACCUUCCAGCUCUGCACCUCCCAGCUCCACACCUUCCAGCUCAGCAGCUCUAGACAUUCCACCUUCACUUGUGAUCACACCCACAGAGCUGACGCUUUCCUAUAGGAACCCCCCAACAUUCUUUGAGGUGUUCGUAAGGAACCCAUUGGAGCAGUUCAAGUUGGAGAUCAAGGAUGCGGAUGACCAUACUGUUUGGGAAGUGGAGCUGAGGCAGGGAGUCGACUAUAACAAGACAAAAGACCAAGCUGACACGCACACUCCAGAGUCACGCACAGUAACAGCAGAUCUGACGGACCAGCAGCUGUUGAUUGUGGCCAAGCUCAUGGGCAAAGAGUGGAAGCAGGUGGGCAUCGGCUACCUGGGACUGUCCAUGCAGGAGCUGCACAAGAUCCAGGAGGCGGAGCAAGACGUCACCUUGCAGCGCUUCCUUAUGCUGGACCAUUGGAGGAGGCAGCACAAGGGUACAGCGGGGCCUACAGAGUUACACCACUGUCUGAAUAAAGAUGACGUACCCAAUGACGUUAGAGAAUGCCUGGAAGGGAAAUGA
Molecule: messenger RNA, 2110 nt
Organism: Engraulis encrasicolus (European anchovy)
Lineage: Eukaryota; Metazoa; Chordata; Actinopteri; Clupeiformes; Engraulidae
Exons: 4
Coding region: 782-2110 (442 amino acids)
Source: RefSeq, a predicted model, not a curated record